Messenger RNA from Ictalurus furcatus (blue catfish), 3550 nucleotides. It is a transcript of the gene usp22, whose product is annotated as ubiquitin specific peptidase 22. The transcript is spliced from 13 exons. NCBI's taxonomy places the organism in Eukaryota, Metazoa, Chordata, Actinopteri, Siluriformes, Ictaluridae. Gene Ontology annotation, molecular function: cysteine-type deubiquitinase activity; zinc ion binding. The record is from RefSeq and is a predicted model, not a curated record. Gene Ontology annotation, biological process: protein deubiquitination. The coding region runs from base 565 to 2169 and encodes 534 amino acids.
GACACGUUUUACACGCCGGUUGAGGAUGAUGGUGAAGACAAAUCGUGUUGUGUUCCUCCACAUCACACCUGCGAUGUUUCAUAUAAUGUAGCGUCAGAGGCUCACGGAGACUUCGCUUGAUUACUGUAAUUAUUUGAUGUCGGCCAUCUGGUACUCUCUGAGCUAUUGAUAUUGUUUCCAAAAAAAAAAGCAGGAUUUGUGUACAUCCUUAAUUCUGACUGGACUUCAGAUGGGAACUACUCCACAGGAUACAGUAUCCUCAACAGAUUAAUAAAAAUAUACAGUAAUCAUCGACUUUCCUGUCACGAUUACUACAUACAGAGUGUUUAUGUUGCUGUUAAUGCUUAGUGGAGUAUGAGCUGUUCAUUAAAAAAACAUCUGGCUAUAGUAUUGCGUGGUGUUGCAGCUGGUUGAAUGAGAACCUGCUGCGCUCGUCCCAAGCCACACCCACCCCGUUUCAUCAUUAUGUCAGGCUGAUGUUCCACACUGUUUUCCUAUCUAACUGACUCAUUGCAGAGGAGAAAUGAGGUCUGAGCACAUCCGUGCAUAAUCGCGCUGACGAGAAUGCGUUUAAAAUCCCGUUUAUAUUUAACGUUGGUUGUCACGGCGGUGCAGUGUGGAGCAUUGCCUCAUCACAGCUCCAGGCUCCUCAGUUCGAUCCUCAGCUCAGACUGCUGUUCGUGUGGAGUUUUGUAUGCGCUUUCCAUGCCCUGCUGGGGUUCCUUUGGGUUCGUCAGUUUCCACCCACUUCUUACAAACAUGCUGGCGAAGUCAUGUGUAUGUCACAUGUGUGGGGCUCAUCUGAACCGGCUCCACUCAUGUCUCCACUGCGUCUUCUUCGGCUGCUUCACAAAGAAACACAUCCACGAGCACGCCAAAACCAAGAGACACAACUUGGCUAUAGACCUUCUGUACGGAGGAAUAUACUGUUUUGUGUGCCAAGACUACAUAUACGAUAAAGAUAUGGAACAGAUUGCCAAAGAAGAACAAAGGAAAGCGUGGAAAUUGCAAGGCAUUGGAGAGAAAUAUUCGACGUGGGAGCCUACAAAGCGAGAGCUGGAGCUGCUUCGACACAACCCGAAACGACGGAAGAUCACCGCAAACUGCACCAUAGGUCUGAGGGGUUUGAUAAACCUGGGCAACACAUGCUUUAUGAACUGCAUUGUCCAGGCUCUGACUCACACCCCACUGCUGAGGGACUUCUUCCUGUCCGACAGACACAAGUGUGAGAUGCAGGCCAACUCCUGCCUUGUGUGUGAGAUGUCCCAGCUUUUUCAGGAGUUCUACUCGGGCCAUCGCUCUCCCCACAUUCCCUUUCGGCUGCUGCACCUGGUGUGGACACACGCACGUCACCUGGCUGGCUAUGAGCAGCAGGAUGCACACGAGUUCCUCAUCGCAGCACUGGACGUGCUACAUCGCCACUGCAAAGGGGAUGACAACGGGAAGAAGGCCAACAACCCGAAUCACUGCAACUGCAUCAUUGACCAAAUCUUUACCGGAGGCUUGCAGUCAGAUGUCACAUGUCAAGUCUGCCAUGGUGUAUCAACAACAAUAGACCCCUUCUGGGACAUCAGUUUAGACCUUCCGGGUUCUUCCACUCCGUUCUGGCCACUCAGUCCUGGCUCUGAUGGGAGCGUGGUGAACGGAGAGAGCCAUCCAAGUGGAGCUACCACACUAACGGACUGCUUACGCAGAUUCACACGACCCGAGCACUUAGGAAGCAGUGCGAAAAUCAAAUGCAGUGGUUGCCAUAGUUACCAGGAGUCCACCAAGCAGCUGACAAUGAAGAGGCUCCCCAUCGUGGCUUGCUUUCACCUCAAAAGGUUUGAGCAUUCCGCAAAGCUCCGAAGGAAAAUCACCACGUAUGUCUCGUUUCCAUUAGAGCUUGAUAUGACUCCCUUCAUGGCCUCCAGUAAAGAGAGCCGGAUGAAUGGACAGUACCAGCAGCCAGUAGAUUCAUUAAACAAUGAUAAUAAGUAUUCUCUCUUUGCUGUAGUGAAUCAUCAGGGCACACUGGAGAGCGGCCAUUACACCACGUUCAUCCGCCAACAUAAGGACCAAUGGUUUAAAUGUGAUGAUGCAAUCAUCACUAAAGCCAGCAUUAAGGACGUGCUGGACAGUGAAGGGUAUCUGCUGUUUUAUCAUAAACAGUUCCUUGAGUAUGAGUAACCCCUAAAAGCAGAUGUUGAAGAUGGACACCUAAAACGAGAUGGACCAUUAGAGUGAAUGGGAUGGAGAAAGAAAACCAGAAAAGUAAAGAUGGCUGUCAGUCUCGCACAAGUACAGCUGGGAGCAGCAGAAGCAGCAAGAAAGUGCAUAAAUACCAUAAUUAUUCCUCGAGUAAAAUAAAUCGAAUAAGAAAUGAAAACCAAAUGCAUAGCUAACAAGCUGUGUCAGUCCACACUGAGCUACCAAGAUCUAUUUGGGGAGGGGGUAGAAUUGAGUGAGAAGUGAUCGAAGAUGGAGCUCCUUGUCCGUUCACACACGAAUGGAGAGGACGGAAAGGCCGUUUAUCUAGCUCAGCCUCAGUUUUCUGCCUUUUCCACACCUGAUUAUUCAGCUUUAGUUCAUGAUCCCUUUUCCUUGUGACCUCAGAAUGACAGAGCAUUUCAGUCACCACAGCCAGUGAGGAAUAAUGUUUCUGUUGUUAAGUGUGUUUCUUUUUCUGCAUUAAUUGCCUGAAAGCAAAUAUGAAAGAAAACCAUGUGGUACUAAAGGUUUUGUGGAAAUUGUUGAUAGUUUUUAUCCUCUGUGAAUUCAGUUAUGAAAUACUGUAUACCUGUAAGUCCUGCACAUGUUUCCCCCCGUGUGGAUGGGUGAAAUGAUGGAUUGUAUGAAAAGAGAUGGAGCGUGAAUAAGGUUGGCACAUUGUACACAUUGGUUCUCCUGAUUCUUUCUCUCACUGCAUUUCUGGGGGGGUUUUUUGUUUUUGUUUUUUUGAUUGAGGGCAGGGAAAUAUUGUGUAUAUAUACGUACAUCUAUUUUUAUAAAGACAUUGGACUCUUGUUUGAGAUACUUUCCCCACCCACAUCCUUGACUUUCUCAAAUCUCUGCUGUUUUUUUUUUUAUUAUUAUUUUUAUUUCAGGAAAUGCAGCUAUGUCUCUCACCUUUUUUUUUUUCAACUGAAAAUUUAGUCAUUGUUUGUUAAAUAUUGCAAGUUUGGAUGGCAAAGGCUUCUCGUCAAGGUUUGGGUGAUGCAUUAUGGACAUGUAAUGUUCUCUCAUGGUGCGUCCUGACAUGGCUUGAUUCAGCAGUGUUAGCCCUGCCACAUGUUGCUCGGAUUUUGUGCGUGCGUGUGUGUGUGAGAUGCGUCUAUGCAGUGUGUGUGCACGCGUGUGCUUGUGUCAUUUUAAGUCUGUGUGUGUGUGUGUGUGUGUGCGCGCGCAUGCGCGUGCGUACUGAAUCAGUACUUAAACUUGGCAUGCUGUCUAAACUGGAUUGUAAAAAACUUUGGGAGAGGAGUGAAUUUUUAUAAAUGUUAACCAUGUAUGUAUGUAUAGUAUGUACGUAUGUAUCAUAUGUAUGUAUAUAAAACAGAUGAAUGAAAAA